Triticum dicoccoides is the source of this 1421-nucleotide messenger RNA. Its product is annotated as probable prolyl 4-hydroxylase 6. The transcript is spliced from 8 exons. Gene Ontology annotation, molecular function: iron ion binding; procollagen-proline 4-dioxygenase activity; L-ascorbic acid binding. Gene Ontology annotation, cellular component: endoplasmic reticulum. The record is from RefSeq and is a predicted model, not a curated record. NCBI's taxonomy places the organism in Eukaryota, Viridiplantae, Streptophyta, Magnoliopsida, Poales, Poaceae. Gene Ontology annotation, biological process: peptidyl-proline hydroxylation to 4-hydroxy-L-proline. The coding region runs from base 1 to 1188 and encodes 395 amino acids.
AUGGAGGCUGGCGGGUGGGCAGGGAGCCGGGCGGCGGCGGGCGCGGUUUCGGGCGCGGGGCGGCGGGACCGCGGCCAGAGCGACGAGCGGUGGGGCCGGGGCCUCGGGCGCCUGCGGGCGCGGGCGGAGGGAAGCGCGGAGACACCGGCGGCUCGCCCCGGUUUCCCCCAUUCCGGUGGGCGCCGGCCGGAAUCCCAGCCCAGCGCAGACCCGGGCGGGAGACCUCCCCUCCGUCGCGUCCACUAUAAGCAACGCACCGACGCCCCCACAACGAGCCAUGACCCCACCGUCGCCCCCAUCAUGCCGCCGCUCCUCAUGCUCCUCCUCGCCGCGCUCGCCCCGGCCCUCUCCCACGCCGCCGCCGGAGGAGGCGCCGGGUUCUACGACCCGGCGCGGGUCACCCAGAUCUCCUGGUGCCCCAGGGCAUUCCUGUACAGCGGCUUCCUCUCGCACGCCGAGUGCGACCACCUCAUCAAGCUGGCCAAGGGGAGGCUGGAGAAGUCGAUGGUGGCGGACAACGAGUCCGGGAAGAGUGUCAUGAGUCAGGUGCGCACAAGCUCCGGCACCUUCUUGUCCAAGCGCGAGGAUGAAAUUAUCUCUGGAAUUGAAAAGCGUGUAGCUGCUUGGACGUUUCUCCCUGAAGAAAAUGCCGAGUCAAUGCAGGUUCUGCAUUAUGAAGUUGGUCAGAAGUAUGAUGCCCACUUCGAUUAUUUUAGUGACAAAAAGAACAUAAAGCGUGGUGGUCAUCGAGUUGCCACUGUUCUUAUGUACCUGACAGAUGUGAAGAAGGGUGGAGAGACCGUGUUCCCAAUUGCUGAGGGAAGAGAUUUACAACAUAAGGAUGAAACGUGGUCGGAGUGCGCGAGACAUGGCCUGGCAGUGAAGCCAAGAAAAGGCGAUGCGCUACUGUUUUUCAGUCUCCACGUUAACGCGACAACAGAUCGGAGCAGUCUUCACGCGAGCUGCCCAGUAGUAGAGGGCGAGAAGUGGUCUGCCACAAAAUGGAUCCACGUCCGGUCAUUCGACAACCCUCCAGAUGUUAUGGCGGACACACGGUGUUCUGAUGCCAAUGAGCAAUGCCCUAGAUGGGCUGCUCUUGGGGAGUGUUACAAGAAUGCAAAAUACAUGGUGGGCACGAAGGACACCCUCGGGUCUUGCCGCAAAAGUUGCGGGGUCUGCGAUGCUUGAACCCCCGCACCAAUCUUAACUGAAUUUGCAUGGUUACUGAGAUGUAGAUUACAAAACCAAAUAGGUUCUUAGUAGCAUGGCAUUAGAUGUUUGCUCUUCUUGCCAUGCAGUUUGACCUCAGAGCAUCUUGAUAUAAAGCAAAAAGGGAAUUGACUUCGUUUCAGAAGAAUUUGGACAUAACCAGAUGGUAUCAAGUAUUUCCAACAUUGUCUUGCCCAAAUCUCUUUCAAUUC